AUGGCUUUCCAGGUCCCAACACACGUCCCCCGACGUAGGACCUCAUAUUCUUCUCCCCAACCUCCUCCUGUGCUUGAUAUCCCCCCAACCUCCCCAGACCAACGCGAUGACGAUACCACACAAUGGGUGCUGUUCUCCCCAACCGCACGCACACACACGACCUCGACCGAUCGCACCCGCACUGCGGGCCCAUCCAGAUUAAGUGAUUUUGGUUCCUUUGCCGCAACUCCUUCAGCAAACGGUGUCGACGAUGAUGACGCCCUCUAUGGCCAACUAGACGAAGAGGGCACCGAACUAGACAGCCUCGACGACGGAUUGCAUGCCUUCCGAGCUCCUACCCUUGCACCAGCUUCCCCCACAAGGAUGGAACAAGGGCCACCGGCGAUGCUUCCAGCCCAUGACGGGUUAGGUAGUUUCCAGGCCUCGAGUCAGGUGGUGCAAGAUCAGCUCUGGCAGCAUGAACAGUACAACCCACAGCGACGGUCGUAUGCCCACCUUCAACACCGUCGUCACUCGAGCGUGCAGAGACAUUUGGAUACCGUCGAAGAGGGCGAGGCGAAUAUUGAGCGUGAAAGAUGGCAGAGAAUCGAACAAUGGCGCAUGGAUCAGAGCAGGGCCCUACUCCAGGAAAUUGAACGGGAGACCCGUCAACGACGGAACAGUCGUGCCAGCCGAUCGAGUGUUCAGCGGUCCGUUGAUCAUACGCCGCAAGCGAGCGUUCUCGACGAAUCAUCCAUACCGGGGGAAUUAUCUCUACCGGAAGCGGUCUCCGAAGACGAGGAGUCUUUCUGGCGUCGUAUUACUCGUAAGGUAAUCAGAGACCUGAUCGGAAUCGAUGACUCCUUGCUGUCUGUGAUCUUCGGUGAGUCAUUGCCGCUGGACGCGCAACCUCAUGGUCAGGAAGAGCCACUUGAUAUGGAGACUGUGCUAGCCUGCGAAGCGGAGCCAGAGCAUGGCGAUGCACCGAUGUGGCAGACCAAAGUGCUCCAGAGGAUUGCCCAUGAGCUCGGUGUUCUUGUACAUCAACUUUGUGAACACCCAGGUGCAUUUACUACGUAUUAUCAGAUGACGAAAGAUAUAUCCGCUGAAUACGCGGGUAUGUCCAUCAACCGUCUAGCAGAGAGCGACGUAUCGCAGAAGCCGUUCGAGUCAACUGCACAAAGCGCUGGCGAGACUACUGGUGAUUCUAUGCCUUCACCUCAUUUCAUGCCCACACUCCGCGAUCCCAAUCGCGAACACGAAGCGCAAUGGGGUAUCGAAGACGACGACCCGAUGGGAUCCCAUUCAACGUCCGAUGCAGCACGAGCCCAAGACGAACAGGAGUACUGGGAACGCGGACUCGACGUAAUGAUGGUAUUCCGCUACUUACGCAACCGCUUUAGCCGUCGUGGCUACAUGCCCAAUGAAGCUCAACCUCCUUCCCCAUCUCGCCGACCCCAAGAUGCAUCCCGUCGAGCAGCCAUCAUUCGACAACACCACCCACUGGUCGCGCGUGCCCACAUUCGCUCCCAAACCCAGACCCGCCGCGCAUCACAGUACUCUGGUGUAUCAGGUCCCACUGGUGUCUCUUCACCCCUUUUGCGUCCUCAUCUCCGUCGCCCUGGCUCUAGCUGCGCCAGCCAAAGCGCUAAACUCUCUGUCAUCUCAAGUCGGCGGACCAUGACUGGUUCCAGCCGGAAUUACUGGGAUAUUGGCGGAAGUGAGAGCAAUAGUGCUAUUGGUGUCGGAGCCGGUCUCGGCACCUGGGGCGAAGUGUGA
Messenger RNA from Penicillium canescens, 1758 nucleotides. RefSeq lists its product as uncharacterized. The record is from RefSeq and is a predicted model, not a curated record. The transcript has a single exon. NCBI's taxonomy places the organism in Eukaryota, Fungi, Ascomycota, Eurotiomycetes, Eurotiales, Aspergillaceae. Bases 1 to 1758 code for a protein of 585 amino acids.